GCUGGUUGCUAUAACUACAAGCAAAACGGAUGCCCAACUCAGCCGAUUGAAUUUGUCGAUUUAUCGAGACUCGAUUCAAGAAACUGAACGGAAACAUCGAAGCCGAAUCAUUAAAGAUAGCUCCGUGCGAAAACCACACACACCGUGUUUAUGUACCGUGUUGCACACGCCAAAAUCGGCAAGGAUUUGUUUACUUUCCGACAAGGGCGAACGAAUCAAACCUCACCCCACCCUGUAAUCUUCCACACAUUUCAUGUCGCGCUCGGAUUGACUGACGCUCUCCAGUUGCAUUCCAAUUCUCUCAAUGCUUUCCUCUUCUUCGAGCCCUUCGACGUUCUUGAUUGCAAACGUCAAUAACUAAUCUGAUUGCAAAAACGACCUUGACAACAAUGGCUCGCCGUUCCGCGCGCUUGGCCAGCCUGACCAAGGCACCUAAACAGGCCCCCGACACCCCCGCUCUCUCUUCCGUUGCCGAGCACGAUGAGAAGCCGGCACACAACAAGAAGUCGAAACACGACGAGAAGUCGACACACAACGAGGAGUCGACACAUGUCGAGAAAUCGGCGGACAUCAUCCCCGAGACGGCCCACAAUGCCCCCAAUCCCGUUGCGUCAUCUCCAGCACGAGGACCCAAAACCCCUCGCGCUUCGUCGCCCAUCAAGCCGCCGAUGUCAGAAAUGCACCCGAGCAGAGUCCACCAUACCAUGGCUCCGCCAUCAAGCGGCCUCCGGCUCGGGUUCACGGACAUUAAACCCAAAGCUGAUCGCGACGAUGGCUUGCCCGGUGUAGCCCAGACUACACCUUCUCGUGUUACGGUACCCUCGUCUUCAUUCACAUUUCGUGUCGGGCGCGAAACGCCCAACGCCGAGACGAGGUUGGGACCCGACGCUCAGCGCAUGAUGGAUGAACUACGCGGAGAGGCCGCCAAGAUUCGAGAGGACCUGAGGGCAAAACGUGAAGCUGAGAAAGAGGAGGAGGAGAACGGCGGCGGACGCAAGAUUGCGCAGGCGAAGGGAAAGGCCAGCCGAUUUAGCGCCGCGCACAUGGCCCAAUUCAAGAAGAUGGAUUCGAUCGCGAACCACCCGUCAGCCUUUAGGGGCCACCCUGGCCACACGACCCCGCUGAAGGCAGGUGUCAAGCGCAGUCAGUCCAGGGCGAACCUCGACGAUUCGGAAACGCCGAACUCAAGACACCAUACCCCAGCUUCCAGCAUCGUAAAACCGGCGCCAGCAGCCGAUGUUGACCAGCCGGUGGCGACCGCGAAGCGCGCCCGACAGAAUUUGGAUGAAGACGCGUCAAGCAAGCGUCCCGUCUCGCGUGACGGCAGCUCGAUCCCGGCACCCAAGUCGGCCGGAUUGGGUAUCCCCCGGUCAAAGUCAACCCUCGCCUCUUUAAUGACCCCGACCAAGUCGUCCUUGUCCAGGGCGACUAGCGUUAAGACACCCGGCCAGAGCUCGCUUUUCAGGUCACCAUCGAAAGCCAAGGUCAGCGGGAUCCCUCGGUCCGCCACAACAAAUAACCUUCCCACAGCCAACUUGGCUACCGAUAAGGAGGCCGACGCCAGCGAGUCCAGGACACCUCAAACCCGGUUUGAUAGAGUCAAGGCGAUGCUCCGUGGUGCAAAGGCGAGUGCGUCCAAGAACAAGAGCACUCUUCCCCUACCUUCGGCUUUUGCUUCCAAAACCCCCGCUCCGACUCGCCUGCCAAAACAGCUCCCUGUGGCACCAAUGACCACGCCCGGCCGCAAGCUCACCAAGCGCGUUGCCUUUACGCCAGACACUGAGCGAGCCGCGCUGAUGCAGAACUCCCCUUCUCCCGUCAAAUGUAGCAUUCUCAAAGGCAAGAAAGAGCUCCCACAAGAGGUGCACUAUCCGUCCCUCGAAGGCGUCUUGGCCGAGAGUGCGGAGAGCGCGGAGGGUACCGUGACGUAUCCGGAUAUCUCAGCGCGGCGUCCCCUCCCAGAACCUCCGGUGAAGAAUCCCAAAGCGGCCUCUGUGGAGGCGCCGGUUCCCGGCGAGUUCACCUUCCGUAGCGACCACACCAUCAGCUUCGGCAGCGCCACCAAGUCGUUCGGCUCUUCGCCCGGCCAGGCCAGCGUCCGGGCGGUUCGCCCCUCGAUCCUACCGACAGAGACCAUGCCCGGAAGCUUCCCGACCUCGGCCUCCAGCUCGAGCGUCAACAAGGAGAACGAGGCGCCGCGGAGCGUCUUCAAGGCCCUCCCCCACGGCAUGACGACCAAGAAGCGGCACCGGGUCAGCACCGACGAGGAAGAGGCCGAACAGGAGGCGGCUGAGCGAGCGGCCAAGAAGCGCAAGCAGGAGAAGGUUCCCGAAGGCGAUGCGCUGCUCGCACCGCGCCUGGUUGCCGCCGCCAGUGCCAAGCGCACCCUGAGCAGCCCGCGGAAGCUCCCCGUCCCGGGCUCCGCGCCUGGUACGCCGAGCCCGAUGAAGCGGAAGGGCAUCAGCCUCAGCCGCUUGAACAUGCUCGCGCGCCCGAAGACGCGGAAGUAGAGGGGAUGUACCUCGGUGCUGUACAAUAUUUCGGCCUAGCUAUGCAUUGUUGUUGCGGCGUACGGAAAGAUAUAUGUCUGGAUGUUGUGGGUGGUACCACAGCCCAGUAGCUUGGACAGAUCGUUCUGCACAAGUUCUCGAUCAUGACUGGCGUUGGUUGGCUGGGGCGGUGUUUGGUUGUUUUUGUAUGGUUUUAGCUCAUAAAAGUUUUGUGUCCUCUCAGAAGGGGCCAGAAAUGGUAGCUUUGAGGACAAUAAGCCGCCCCCUUCGAACAACAACGAAGACAAGAAGCGCUUGUUGUUCCGGGAGGGCCGCGAAGCAUGAAUCUUGACCCGUUGAGUCACGUGUUGAAGGCGUUUUCUGAGAAUUAACACGG
This is a messenger RNA of Chaetomium fimeti, 2886 nucleotides long. RefSeq lists its product as uncharacterized. Bases 390 to 2510 code for a protein of 706 amino acids. The transcript has 2 exons. Lineage: Eukaryota; Fungi; Ascomycota; Sordariomycetes; Sordariales; Chaetomiaceae. The record is from RefSeq and is a predicted model, not a curated record.